Messenger RNA from Drosophila miranda, 1238 nucleotides. RefSeq lists its product as uncharacterized. NCBI's taxonomy places the organism in Eukaryota, Metazoa, Arthropoda, Insecta, Diptera, Drosophilidae. The record is from RefSeq and is a predicted model, not a curated record. Gene Ontology annotation, molecular function: nucleic acid binding; zinc ion binding. The transcript is spliced from 2 exons. Bases 103 to 1035 code for a protein of 310 amino acids.
GUUGAAGCAAAGCUGCCAUGGCAGCGAGACUUAACGAAAUACCAGUAGAGCUGCGGGGACAGGGACCACCGGCAGCCGAAACAUGCGAGAACGAGAGGGAAGAUGAGGCGGCCGCAGAUCAAGACUCGACGAAGAGCGAACGCAAAGAGAAGAACGAAAAAGCACCGCAAGCGCCUGGGCACAACAACAACCAUGGCGAAUAUCCGAGCAGAGGUUGAAAUGUUAAAACUGCAAAUCGAGCUGCUGAAGCUGCAGAGCGAGAGGGAGAAGGAAGGGAGAGGAGAGAACACAACACCAGCCGCCAGCAAUGACGCUGGCGUCAUGUUGCUAAAUGCCGCCAAAGACAUGUUGCCAACAUAUCAUGGCAACAUUUCUGGAAACAACGAUGACGUCACAACUUGGAUCGCGCAGUUUAAGGCCGUCGCAAAAGUGAACAAACUGAAGGAUGAGAAGCUACUAAUGCUGCUAAUGUCGAAGCUUAAGGACAAAGCAUUGGUGUGGCUGCAUUCGAGUCCGGAGCACAUGUCGCUGCCAAUCGAUCAAUUGUUGAACGUCAUGGAAGACACUUUCCAUCCCAAGGAAAGCAAACUGUUGCUCCGUCGCAAGUUCGAGUCCCGUUCAUGGGCACGUGGCGAGGAGUUCUCGAUGUACUUCAACGCCAAAGUGUCGCUGGCAUCCCGCAUAGUCAUUGACGACGAGGAGUUUAUUGACGGAGUCAUCGAAGGUAUCCCAGAUGUAGGCCUGCGUAGGCAAGCCCACAUGCAGUGCUUUGGCGCUCCAUAUCAACUACUCAAGGCGUUCGAGAAGAUCAUGCUGCCAAAGAAGUACGGUUCAACUGAAGGGGCAAACACUGGAGCCUCGCCAACACCCAUUCGCUGCUACAACUGCAACUCUUUGGGCCACGUGGCAGGGGAGUGCCGCAAGCCCAAGCGCGAAAGAGGAGCGUGCUACGGAUGCGGCAGCAUGAGUCACCAGGUGUCACACUGUGACGAAAAGAAGUACAAGAUUGCCUCAUCGACUCAGGGAGCCCAAUAAGUUUUAUGAAGUUAUCGUGUCUAGAGCACCAGUCGGAAAAUAACCUAAAUAAAGUGGAAGAGCGCUCACGAUUAAGUUCGAACGAAAUCAAAGAAGAUGAUUUAAGUUUAUAUAAGUUUAACAAAGACAAGAAAAACAGAGAAAUUGAAUUUAUUUUGAAUAAAAAUGCGGAUUACGCUUAUGUUGGACUAAAUAAUAGCAAA